AUGCCCUUCGUACCAGACUUCAAACCUUUGCCUCUCAAAGACACCAAUUUGUUCAAACCCAUGGUCGUGGGUGACACCCACGUCCAACACCGUGCGGUGAUGUGUCCACUCACCAGAAUGCGCGCCCACACGCCCAAGAACGUUCCCAACGCGAAAUACGCCGUCGAGUAUUAUGACCAGCGUUCGAAAUCCCCAGGAACCAUGAUUAUCACAGAGGGCACUUUCCCGUCGCCGCAAUGCGGCGGCUACGACACCGCGCCCGGGAUCUGGUCCGCGGAACAGAUCGCGCAAUGGGAGCGCAUCUUCCAGGCCAUUCACGCGAACCAAUCAUUCGCGUGGGUGCAACUCUGGGUAUUGGGCCGCCAGGCCUACCCGGACACGCUUAAACGGGACGGGCUCCGCUACGACUCCGCUUCCGACAACGUGUACAUGGAUGCGGCGUCUCAGAAACAGGCCGAGGAAUGCGGCAACCCACAACACGGACUCACCAAACCGGAGAUCCAGCAAUACGUGCGCGAUUAUGUGCAGGCCGCCAAGAACGCUAUCGCCGCCGGAGCCGACGGCGUUGAGAUUCAUUCUGCCAAUGGGUAUUUGCUAAAUCAGUUUUUGGACCCAAUUUCGAAUAAACGUAGUGACGAGUACGGCGGGUCCAUAGAAAAUCGCGCGCGAUUUGUGUUGGAAGUGGUGGACGCCGUUUGUGAAGUUGUGGGCGCUUCAAAAGUCGGGAUUCGGAUCUCGCCCUACGGAACGUUCGGAACCAUGUCCGGUGGUGCGGAGCCGCUGAUUGUUGCGCAAUACGCGUAUUUGCUGGGCGAGCUCCAGAAACGCGCGCAGGAGAAAGACCGGGCGUUGGCGUACGUGCACGUGGUGGAACCACGCGUCACGAAUCCCUUUUACGCGGAGGGCCAAGGCUGGUUCAAAGACGGAUCUAACGAGUUUGUGUACAGCGUUUGGAAGGGCCCGGUGAUCCGGGCCGGCAACUACGCGCUAGACCCACGCGCAGCGCUCGCAGACGUGCAGGCCAACGAGCGGACUUUGAUCGGGUAUGGGCGGCUAUUUAUCAGCAACCCGGACUUGGUGCGGAGAUUGGAAGAGGGGCUGCCUUUGAAUAAAUAUGAUCGCGACACGUUUUACGCACCGGGGCCAGAGGGGUAUGUGGAUUAUCCCAAGUUUGAGGCUACAAGCAAAGCGUAG
Messenger RNA from Lachancea meyersii CBS 8951, 1194 nucleotides. Lineage: Eukaryota; Fungi; Ascomycota; Saccharomycetes; Saccharomycetales; Saccharomycetaceae. The record is from the annotation of a GenBank genome assembly.